GUGGCCGCCCCAGAGACAACCACGCGUGCUAAGCGGAGGGCGAAAGCAGGCAGGAGAGCAGCGGCGAUGCCUUGCCGGCGGCCGGGCGGAGAGCGCUUCCUAUUCCUGGAGCGCGCCGCCGUCUCUUUGCAGAGCGGUACCGGGACGGCCGGCAGCGGCUCGAAAGAAGUGGACGCCUUGGUGGCCAAGCUGGGCGAGGUGCUGCAGUUGAGCUCCCAGCACCGGACGCCGGCGGCACCCCGCCUCCUCCCGAGGCAUCACGGCCGGGACCGAGUAGCUCCAUACUCGUCCCCGAGAAGUCUGGGCUUCUUAGCCUCGCUACACCACCGCCACCCGCCGCCCCACCCGCGCCAGUCGCCCUCGCUGCUCCUUUGGCCGCCGCCGCCCCCUCCUCCUCCGCCCACUGCGGACCAGAAGGGCAGCCCGCGGGUCUCCAAGCAGCUGUGCGGCCGGGGCUGGUUGCGGAGCUCCGCUCGGGCCGGGAGGAAGCAGCAGCCCCGUCGCUACCACCAUCACCGCUACCGCUCGCUGCUGCCCGACGACGACGAGGACGACGACCCUCACCGCCUCCUGCAGCAGCUCAUCCUCUCCGGCAACCUCAUCAAGGAGGCGGUGCGGAGGUUGCAGUUGGCGGCUUCGACGGCGGCCGAGACUUCUUCCACCACGGGCUCCCCGGGCUCCGUCUCAUCCGCCGGGAGCUGCUGCCGUUGCAGUAGCAGCGACGGAGACGCGGGCUCAGCCUUCACCGUCGCCUCUUUGCAAGCCUUGCCCUAACCCCGCCGCGUGGUAGCCUGGCCCCGCUUCUUCCCGGGAAGGGGGCCUCGGGGGAAGAGACCUCGCCUAUUCGGCUUCCCUGAUCCCGGUACGCGCGGGGGUCGCCGACUGCAAAGCCCCCCAGAGGCGGAUUGUUUAAGCCACGGCCAGAUACUUGAAGCAGACCCUCGCGGGGGCUUUGCCAGGACUUUCAAGCGAUGAUUCUCGGUCGCUUUUUUCAUUACUCUUGAGCCACUUGACGAUCUGCUGCCGUUUCUCUUUUCGGGGAAACGAAACAAAAACAAAACAAAAGACAGAGGUGCUAUUGCGGCUCCGGACGGUGGUUCUCCAGCCUCCCGCCCGGCCGUCGAUCAGUCCCGGUCCCGUCCCACGUCUGUCCCCAACCCCCUGCCCGACGAUCCGGAUCUGUCUUCGGUUGCUGGAGUUGGCGCCUGCCACCGGGGCGCCCCAAACCCUACCUCUCUCGCUGUCUGCCCUCGGUGUGGGGAGCGCAAAGAAGGGACCAUCCCGCGUGGCAUUGUCUAGCGUGGAAUCCGCGCGCCCGCGCGCGCCCCCUCGUCUGGGUGCGCGGGUUAGGACACAUGGGGCUGUUGAAUAGUAAAGACCUGUCCACGUACACGAUCGGAACGGGGGGGAGGGGUGGACACCCUAGAGUGGACGCUGCUGGACACUGAAAUAUAAUCCGCUUUGGAUCGCCCUUCCCCAUCUUUCUCGCGAAGGUCACCCUUUUUUUUCUGCCCCCAACCCCGUGUUUUGGUGUCUUUGCUGUGUUCCCCAGGCAGGUGGCCAUGGUACUGUAAUCCUAUCCCUGAUUGUUUUGACUGGCAAACCCUGUUGUGUUUUGUAACGGCUGGGAGUCUCCUGAGGACGAACACGUUGUUCCAAGCUUUCCUCUCCUCUCCACACACACCCCACUCCGCUUCGUUCCCAAAGCUCCUCCUCUCCUUACAAGCUGGGUUUUUUUUUUAAGGAAGGGGGUCAUAUUUCAGCAAGCUUUCUAGGAAAACUACCCGGGUAAUUGGGGAGGGGGGGAUUUUCUCCAGCCAGAACAGAGCCCAGAGAUUUGCUUGUUGGUUUCUGUAUGUCGUGGCAAGCCAAUACGCCCCAAAGAAGGAAAUAAAUUCUUGCCCGUUUCUGAUUAGCUGAAGAGAAAAAUUCCAUUUCUGAUGACCCUUGUCUGCACCCUCCCCUCUGCCAUUUCUUCUCCUUUGGAGCAUUCAUAGUUGUUUUUGAAAACAGAAAACAAAAACCUAGAAAUACAAUCUGUAUGAAGCCAUUUUUUUAAAUUACAAAAAAAAAUAGGAAUCUAAAAGCUGGAAAGCAGCUGGCUUCAAACUGAACAUUAUCAGAGAUUGUGGAUGAAGUACUCUGUUAACUGAAGGUAGCUAAUCGCAAGCUUUUAAAAAUAAAAACAAUAUAAUGUGUGUAUAUAUCUAUAUGCGUGUGCACACCCUCUGGUUUAGCAGAAGCAGUUGUGAACUAGGUAUGUGUGUAUAAGUGCUUUUACGCAUAUUUAUAUAUAUACACAUAUGUACACUUCGUAACGGAGUGUUGAAGUUGUGUUCCUGGUUUUCAGGGGUUGUCUUUAAUGUGUAUCUAUUGAAUAAACAUGGUAGAUUUUAUAUAUUAAAAA
This is a messenger RNA of Thamnophis sirtalis, 2407 nucleotides long. RefSeq lists its product as uncharacterized. The record is from RefSeq and is a predicted model, not a curated record. NCBI's taxonomy places the organism in Eukaryota, Metazoa, Chordata, Lepidosauria, Squamata, Natricidae. Gene Ontology annotation, cellular component: cytoplasm.